Mangifera indica (mango) is the source of this 1046-nucleotide messenger RNA. RefSeq names its product protein RGF1 INDUCIBLE TRANSCRIPTION FACTOR 1-like. The record is from RefSeq and is a predicted model, not a curated record. The coding region runs from base 99 to 791 and encodes 230 amino acids. Gene Ontology annotation, molecular function: zinc ion binding. The transcript has 4 exons. Lineage: Eukaryota; Viridiplantae; Streptophyta; Magnoliopsida; Sapindales; Anacardiaceae.
UGUCUUCUUCAUUUCCCAAACCAACCCUUUUUCACAAUCCUUUCAUCUUCUUCUUCACCACUAUCAAAACCCUUCAUUGCCUUCAAAUAUCCUAAGAAAUGGUGGGAUGCAAGUUGAUGAUAAAGAAGAAGAAGGCCGGAGGCGGCAGCGGCAAUUGGCUGAGCACAUUUCUGCAUUGCGAGUUCUUUGGUUCUUGCAUUGAACAUCAACAACUGAAAAAGAAUGAAAAGAACGUGUUUUGUAUCGACUGUAAUCUUGAUUUUUGCCGGCACUGUGAGUCGGCUCACUGCCUCCAUCGCCGCCUCCAGAUCUGCAAAUAUGUUUAUCAGGAUGUUGUUCGCCUUCAAGACAUUCAGAAACACCUCGACUGUUCCAAAAUUCAGACUUAUAAAAUAAAUGGUGAAAAGGCUGUGCAUUUGAAUGCUCGGCCUCAAAUGAAAGAUACAAAAGCCUCAACGAAAUCGAAGACGGGUGCCUCAUGUGAAGCCUGUGGGAGAUAUCUUCAAGACUUUCCGAAUCGUUUCUGUUCAAUCGCCUGCAAGGCUUAUGUAGUUUCAUUGAAGCCUAAAGAUCAAAGACAUGAAAUGAUGACAUUCCCAACUCAAGAAUGCAAUAAUUUUUCAUGGAAGAAUAACUACUAUUCAGAAAAUAGUUCAAGUGGUAAAGAUUCUUCUCUUUCUUUUACUGAUCCAACUGAUGUGUGUCAAGCAGUCUGGAUAAACUCAACCCUAAAGCCACGAAAGCAAUUGCACAAGAGAAAAGGCAUCCCUCACAGAGCUCCUCUUAGGUAAAACCAAAGUUUCAAGUUAUAUUCAUGUUCAAAAUCAAUAAAAAAAAGCACAUAUAUAAUAAUCUAUACAUGUUCAUGAAAUGAAGAACUCAGUUUCGGGAUCUUCUUUUGAUCUUUAUAUUAUCUUUUGAUUAAGAUUUAAAGUUCAUACUAGAAAAGAAUCUUGAUCUGAGUCUAUUAUUUUUUGAAUUGUACAGUAAAAGAGAGGUUGUUUGAUUGGAUUUUAUCAUUAUUUUGUUUAUGUAUCAUGAUUAAA